AUGAAAUCAUUGAGAUUCUACCAGGGUCGUCGUGAAGGUCUACAAGAAGAACUGACAAACCUUCAAUUGGAGAGUAAAAACACCGAAGUGAAGGAGCCUAAAGGAGCGAUCAAGGCCGUCCUUACCACCAAACAUCUGCGGGGCGCCUUCGCAAUCUCCGUUGCCGUCCUUAUUCUGACCCUACCAUUCUAUCCAAUUCUACAAAACAGCACCCACUUCUUCACACACCUUCAAGUUCCAAACAACAUUGCACAACUUUCGUCUUCCUUGUUGAUGGUACUUCUCACCUGUUCCUGCAUCACAUCUACGUGUAUUGUUGAUAAGCUUCCAAGAAGGAGGAUGUUGCUGACAGCCGGGUCAUUAUGUAUGAUAUCUCUCACUAUUUUUGUGAUUGCUGCCGAAUGUGGCUUCAAAUACAUUGCUAUGGCGGCUGUAUUCGCAUUCAUCUGUUCAUAUGGGGUCGGUGUCGGACCGGUUGCAUGGUUUAUCUCACCUGAGUUGGUACCCCUACAGUACCGAUCAGCCAUGUUCUGCUUAUGUUACGCUGUACAUAGUGUGCUCGUCGUACUCACCAAUUUCGCCACAAUACCUCUGCUUGGACUGAUCGGCGAAAUCUGUUUCGUGCCAAUCUACAUCGUUCCGUGUUCAAUAGCUCUCGCCUACGUCUACAUAUUCCUUCCGGAGACAAAGGGUCGCGAAACUAUCGAUAUUGUGAACGAGCUGAAAGGAUUCCGAAAGAAGACGGACAUAGUGAAUGCUUGA
Messenger RNA from Cooperia oncophora, 762 nucleotides. The record is from the annotation of a GenBank genome assembly. NCBI's taxonomy places the organism in Eukaryota, Metazoa, Nematoda, Chromadorea, Rhabditida, Trichostrongylidae.